AUGCUAUCUUUAUCACAGACUAUUACUGGAAAGGAAAUAGAGAUUGACAUAGAGCCAACAGAUAAGGUGGAGCGAAUUAAAGAAAGAGUGGAGGAGAAAGAGGGGAUCCCUCCUCAGCAACAGAGGUUGAUCUACAGUGGAAAACAGAUUAAUGAUGAAAAGACAGCAGCUGAUCUUAAGAUCCAGGGAGGCUGCGUUCUGCAUCUGGUUCUUGCUCUGAGAGGAGGAGACGUGCUUUUCUGAAUCGAUGCCUUCAUAAAGCAGAGAAGACAUGCAGUCACCUGCUGCAGAAUCGUCUGGUGACAU
Molecule: messenger RNA, 306 nt
Organism: Cololabis saira (Pacific saury)
Lineage: Eukaryota; Metazoa; Chordata; Actinopteri; Beloniformes; Belonidae
Gene: nedd8
Product: NEDD8 ubiquitin like modifier
Exons: 4
Coding region: 1-243 (80 amino acids)
Biological process (GO): modification-dependent protein catabolic process; regulation of proteolysis; protein neddylation
Cellular component (GO): cytoplasm; nucleus
Molecular function (GO): protein tag activity; ubiquitin protein ligase binding
Source: RefSeq, a predicted model, not a curated record